GGCCCGUGGGCGGGGUUAAGGGCGUGACCUGGUCGUCACGCGCGGCCCCGCCCCCUCGCCCCUCGUAGCUCUCUGGAGGCGGCAACCGCUAGUCGUCAGCCCUUCCCGUUUGUUCUGGCCGGCUGCAUCCCGGUUCUCCGGUGACAAUGGGGGACCCUAACAAGCAAGACAUCCUGACCAUCUUCAAGCGCCUCCGCUCCGUGCCCACUAACAAGGUAUGUUUUGAUUGUGGCACCAAAAACCCUAGCUGGGCAAGCAUAACCUAUGGAGUGUUUCUUUGCAUCGAUUGCUCAGGGACACACCGGUCACUUGGUGUUCACUUGAGUUUUAUUCGAUCUACAGAGUUGGAUUCUAACUGGUCUUGGUUUCAGUUGCGAUGCAUGCAAGUUGGAGGAAACACUAAUGCAUCUUCCUUUUUCCAUCAACAUGGGUGUGCCACCAGCGACACCAACGCCAAAUACAACAGUCGCGCUGCUCAGCUCUACAGGGAGAAAAUCAAGUCCCUCGCCUCCCAGGCGACACGGGAGCACGGCACCGACCUGUGGCUUGAUAGUUGUGUGGUUCCGCCUUCAUCCCUUCCACCAAAGGAAGAAGAUUUUUUUACCUCUCAUGUUUCUCCAGAGGUGAGUGGUACAGCCUGGGCCUCAGCACCAUCAGAACUAUCUUCUUUAACAACAAGGGCCAUGGAAGCCACUCCAGAAAAUAACGAAGGGGGACCAGAACAAGGACCAAGUGUAGAAGAUCUUAAUGUACCAACAAAAGCUGCUUUAGAAGUUUCCUCUUUCAUAAAAAAGAAGCCGAAUCAAGUUAAAAAAGGACUUGGGGCCAAAAAAGGAAGUUUGGGAGCCCAGAAACUAGCCAACACGAGCUUUAAUGAAAUUGAAAAGCAAGCUCAAGCUGUAGAUAAAAGGAAGGAGCAGGAGGACCUUCUGGCCAGGGCGGCCCCUAAAGAAGAAUCAAUUAUGUGGUCGUUACGAUUAGCCUAUGAGGACCUUGAAAUUCAAAUGAAGAAAGAUGAAAAGAUGAACAUUAGUGGCAAAAACAAAGUUCAAUCAGAGAGACUUGGCAUGGGAUUUGGAAAUUGCAGAAGUGGUAUUUCACACUCAGUGACUUCAGACAUGCAGACUAUAGAACAGGAGUCACCCAUCAUGGCAAAACCAAGAAAAAAGUACUCUGAUGACAAUGAUGAUUCAUAUUUUACCUCCAGCUCAAGGUACUUUGAUGAGCCGCUGGAGGUAAGGGCCAGUUCAUUUUCUAGCUGGGAUGACAGUUCAGAUUCGUACUGGAAGAAAGAGACCAGCAAAGAUACUGACACAGUUCUGAAAACCACAAGCUACUCAGACAGGCCGACUGCUCGCCGCAAGCCAGAUUAUGAACCAGUUGAAAAUACAGAUGAGGCCCAGAAGAAGUUUGGCAACGCCAAGUCCAUUUCAUCAGAUAUGUACUUUGGAAGACAAGCCCAGGCUGAUUAUGAAACCAGGGCCCGGCUAGAGCGGCUGUCAGCGAGCUCCUCCAUCAGCUCAGCUGAUCUGUUCGAUGAGCAGCGGAAGCAGCCGGCAGGGAGCUACAGCCUCUCCAGCGUGCUGCCCAACACCCCCGACAUGGCACAGUUCAAGCAGGGAGUGAGGUCUGUUGCUGGAAAACUCUCCGUCUUUGCCAAUGGAGUCAUGACUUCAAUUCAGGAUCGCUAUGGUUCUUAAUGCUGACACCAGGACGCUGCUUCCUGGGGGAGUCCUCUUCACAUGAAGCGGCGACCCCAUCACAGGGCGCGACAACGACCAAGACAGUUUCGCAGAUUGUUGCGCUGCUUUUUCACGUGGUAUAUAUACAUUUCUGAUUUUUAACAUUUCUUUUGAGAAAUUUUUAUUUUUGAUGUAGUAGAAGCUUUACCGCAGUGUCUAUUUUUGCGUUACUCCUCGCAUGCCCUCCCUGGGGCAUAUCUGUGCACGUCCUUGAUUUACGUUCCCGGGGUCUUGGGUUCUGUUCCCGGCUGGGCCUGGAGGCGCUGGCUCCUCCCCCUCGGUGGACGGGAGCCGUCAUUUGGGGGAGGAGCCGUCAUUUGGGGGCGGAGCCGUCAUUUGGGGGAGGAGCCGUCAUUUGGGGGAGGAGCCGUCAUUUGGGGGCGGAGCCGUCUGCUCCUAACUCUGGGCCGUCAGACGGUCUGAUGCUGGAGGGGCUGCAGAAACAGCAUUCACCACACACACGUUCAUUGCAAAGGAAGGAAAGAGUGACGAGAGACCGCAGUGACUGGUGUCCAACGUGACAGAUUGCUUCAUUUCUGUUUCUACACAUUAAGGUGAUUUCAAAAUAAUGUUUAAAGUCAUUUGUCCCUUUGUAAAUUGUUUAUUUUGUAUGAUCUAUAAAUUUAAAAAUAUUUUUAGGUGAGUGGCUUUUAACAAAGCUAAGCUUCCACUUUCCCAAGGGAAUUUAUUUUAUCUUUUGACAAGGCGUUGCUGUUUGAAUUUAUGAGAAAUGUAAGAUGAGAAUUCCCUAAGUGUGUUUAUAAAUCGAUGUAGUGCACAGAAUUAAAAUUGAAAGAUGUAAGAAAUAAAGCUACAGAAAAUAGUUAGGCAUAUGGGAAAAUAGUAAUUGUAAUUGGGUAGUUUUGUUAAUAUUUUUUAUCUUAAUCUUGGUUUGCAAAAAUUACAGAAUGUGUAUACAUGAAUAAAGAAAAAUAAUUUGGCUGUGUUUUAGACAGCAUUAGAAUAUAUUAUUCAGCACAGUAAAAUAUAUUUAAAUUUGAUGAACCAAAAAUGUGGUUUCGAAUGAAUAUUUUGUGUAUCUUUCUUAAAAGCUCAAAUUUGUAGAAUUCUAAAUAUAAUAAACAGUUGCACAGAU
Molecule: messenger RNA, 2838 nt
Organism: Nycticebus coucang (slow loris)
Lineage: Eukaryota; Metazoa; Chordata; Mammalia; Primates; Lorisidae
Gene: ARFGAP3
Product: ADP ribosylation factor GTPase activating protein 3
Exons: 16
Coding region: 147-1700 (517 amino acids)
Biological process (GO): COPI coating of Golgi vesicle
Molecular function (GO): GTPase activator activity
Source: RefSeq, a predicted model, not a curated record